Messenger RNA from Paraphaeosphaeria sporulosa, 1215 nucleotides. RefSeq lists its product as uncharacterized. The transcript has 2 exons. NCBI's taxonomy places the organism in Eukaryota, Fungi, Ascomycota, Dothideomycetes, Pleosporales, Didymosphaeriaceae. Bases 1 to 1215 code for a protein of 404 amino acids. The record is from RefSeq and is a predicted model, not a curated record.
AUGUCUGCGCGGCCGAAGAGCAUGUCCGACUUCCAGUCGCUGAUCGACGCGUCGACGCCGCUGAAUGCGCUGAACGGGCAGGGCCUGCCUCGCAAGAAGCCCAGCCUCUCGCUCGCCGCCGGCCUGAUGAUGACCACCGAGAGCCCCCGCAACUUCAGCAGGCCGACCACGCCCGCCAUGGCGCACGCUGCCCCGCCCGGCGGCCCGUGGAGCGAGAACCUGUUCUAUGCGUAUGCGCAGAAGGUAUACACUGCUGUACCCGGCCCCUUUGCUAUCCUCGCACCCAGCGACUAUGCCCAGUCCGCACCCUACGUUCUCACUUUCGCCUCCGCCCUGGUCGCCGAGCAGUGGUGGUCCCUCGUCCAGCGCGAGUACCCCGAAUCCUCACGGCCCGGCCCGCAGCUCUUCAUACUCAAGGGCGACGACAUGCAGGAGCAGAUCCAGGACAACCCCAAGUUCUACGAUCUGCGAAACAGCUGGUUCUACACGCCCAGCGACGGGGCGACAGCCCCCAUCCCUUUGCAAGACUACCGUGGCAACCCCGUCGCCCCGCCCGAGCCCACCAAAGAGCGGGAAGAGAGGUCAGAGCCCAGCACAUUUGACCUCAAGGGCCUUGAGGCAACCCUGGAGAAGAUGGCCGCCAUGAUCACCGAGAACACCGAAUCCAUCCGCGCCCUUUCUGUCGCCCAGUCCACCGGCCUACAGACUAUGCAAGAAAUCAAUGAAUCCACCUCCACUCAAAUCAAAGCGCUCGCCGACAACCAAGCGGCUCUCCAGGCCAUUGUCGACCAAAACGCCUCUCACUACAUUGCACUGUCCAACUCCAGCUUCGGUGCCCAGUCUUCCAUGCAAAGCGUCCUUCAGUCCAACGCCAAGCAGAUUGAGAGCCUCGCGAGCGGACAGAAAAAGCUGGUAGAAACCUGCGCAGACAUGAUGCACAGUGUUGAGAAGGUGGGCGAGGCAAUGAAAGAGGUUGGGUCGGAUUCGGCGAGCAACGCAAGCGUAAUCAGAGAAACGGAGAGGACCAUUGGGACCAUCGUCAACCGCAUCCAGCCGCCGCCGCGCAAGUUGAACAGGAGGGUCAAGGGCGUAUGGUACGAGUACGACGACGGGCCAAAUGGCACGUCGCAGCUCUCGGGGCCCAUGACGCCGAGGAAGAAGGUCACGAUGCUCGAUACGCCACCAAAGACCCCGCUGAGCGCGAGGACUGCGUGA